AUGUUGAAGCGAUUUAACAACAAUGAACUAGGAGAAUCUGCAAGUCGUCGUGUUGGCUAUCAUUGCACAGCUGAUUAUGCAAAAUCGUCUAGAGCAAAAUGUCGUCAAUGCAAGACAAAUAUCGAACAGGACGCAUUGCGAUUGGCUCUUAUGUUACAAGAUGAUGAAGGUUAUAAAAAUACUGCUUGGCAUCAUUAUGACUGCUUCUGGAAGCAUCCUGAGACAAAGAAGCUUCAUGGUAUUCAUGAAAUACAUAACUUUACUAAACUAAAAGCAGUAGAUCAAGCCAAGUAA
This is a messenger RNA of Rotaria sp. Silwood2, 294 nucleotides long. The record is from the annotation of a GenBank genome assembly. NCBI's taxonomy places the organism in Eukaryota, Metazoa, Rotifera, Eurotatoria, Philodinida, Philodinidae.